AUGAUACCCACUCCAAAUCUAUCACACUUAAAGCAAAGUGAUUAUGAUCUUAUAUACGAACCUGCAGAAGACACAUUUCUGCUUCUUGACGCGCUCGAGGUUGAUGCAGACAAUCUGAAGAACUCAAAGCCAAGGGUAUGCCUAGAGGUUGGGUCAGGGUCAGGAUGUGUCACUAGUUUCAUCGCAAAUAUUCUCGGUCCUUCCGUGCUUUAUCUAUGCACUGACAUAAACCCACAUGCAUGCCAAUGCACUCUUCGAACGGGCGUGCAAAAUCAUGUUGAUAUUCAUGUUGUGAAUGGCUCGUUAGACGAGCCAUUUCAACAACGAUUAUCCCGCAAAAUUGACGUCAUUAUAUUCAAUCCUCCAUACGUUCCCACUUCUGAAGAAGAAGCUAUGAUCGCUCAAAGCUCUCGUAACAUUGGGGGUGCCUGGGCUGGUGGCUCAGAUGGCAUGCUGGUCACAAAUGUUCUUUUGCAACGUAUCGAAGCAUUAUUAUCGCCAAACGGACGGUUUUAUCUCGUCGCUUUGAAACAAAACGACAUCCCUAAAAUAUUGCAAACCAUGGAACAACGAUUUCAACUGUGUGGCGAGAUCGUGUUGCAACGACGUGCUGGUCGGGAACACUUGUUUAUAAUCCGAUUUCUAAGGGGAAAUAAGACACUAAAUCAAUGA
Psilocybe cubensis is the source of this 672-nucleotide messenger RNA. RefSeq lists its product as uncharacterized. The record is from RefSeq and is a predicted model, not a curated record. Gene Ontology annotation, molecular function: nucleic acid binding; protein methyltransferase activity; S-adenosylmethionine-dependent methyltransferase activity. Gene Ontology annotation, biological process: methylation. Gene Ontology annotation, cellular component: eRF1 methyltransferase complex. Lineage: Eukaryota; Fungi; Basidiomycota; Agaricomycetes; Agaricales; Agrocybaceae. The coding region runs from base 1 to 672 and encodes 223 amino acids. The transcript is spliced from 7 exons.